AUGUUCUUCAGCCGUGGAGCGAUUUCGCUCGCAGUGCUUUCACUGCUCAGCUCCUCUGCCGCAGGGGAGACUUUCGAGAAGCUGUCCGCCGUUCCCAAGGGAUGGCACUACUCUAGUGCCCCUGAAGGCAACACCUCGGUUUGUCUGAAGAUCGCCCUCGCGCAGAAUGAUGUUGCUGGCUUCGAAAAGAGCGUCUUGGAGAUGUCGGAUCCCGACCACCCCAGCUACGGCCAACACUUCACCACCCACGAUGAGAUGAAGCGCAUGCUUCUCCCCAGGGAUGACACCCUUGAUGCCGUUCGACAGUGGCUUGAAAACGGCGGCGUGACCGACGUUAGACAGGAUGCCGACUGGAUCAACUUCUGUACUACUGUCGAGACCGCGAACAAGCUCUUGAAUGCUCAAUUCAAGUGGUACGUCAGCGAUGUGAAGCACAUCCGCCGUCUCAGAACCCUGCAGUAUGAUAUCCCCGACUCGGUCGCCUCUCACUUGGACGUGACCGCCCUUGCCGCUGCUGUCGUUGCAAAGAACAUCUCGCACUGUGAUUCCAUCAUUACCCCCACCUGUCUGAAGGAACUUUACAACAUUGGUGACUACCAGGCGGAUCCCAACUCGGGCAGCAAGAUCGCCUUCGCCAGCUAUCUGGAGGAGUACGCGCGGUACGCUGACCUGGAGAACUUUGAGAACUACCUUGCUCCCUGGGCUAAGGGCCAGAACUUCUCCGUGACUACCUUCAACGGUGGUCUCAAUGAUCAGAACUCCUCGUCCGACUCCGGUGAGGCCAACCUGGACCUGCAAUAUAUCCUCGGUGUCAGCGCCCCAUUGCCCGUCACUGAGUUCAGCACCGGAGGCCGUGGCCCCCUCAUCCCUGAUCUGACCCAGCCCGACCCCAACGCCAACAGCAAUGAGCCGUACCUUGAGUUCUUCCAGAAUGUGUUGAAGCUUGACCAGGAGCACCUUCCCCAGGUCAUCUCCACCUCCUAUGGAGAGAAUGAACAGGAAAUCCCCGAGAAGUACGCUCGCACCGUUUGCAACCUGAUCGCCCAGCUCGGCAGCCGCGGUGUUUCCGUUCUCUUCUCCUCCGGUGACUCCGGUGUUGGCGAGGGCUGCUUGACCAACGACGGCACCAACCGGACUCACUUCCCUCCCCAGUUCCCCGCCGCUUGCCCGUGGGUCACCUCCGUCGGCGCCACCUUCAAGACCACCCCUGAGCGCGGCACCUACUUCUCCUCCGGCGGUUUCUCCGACUACUGGGGCCGUCCCGAAUGGCAGGAUGAGGCCGUGAGCAGCUACCUCGAGACGAUCGGCGACGCAUUCAAGGGCCUGUACAACCCCUCCGGCCGUGCCUUCCCCGACGUCGCAGCCCAGGGCAUGAACUUCGCCGUCUACGACAAGGGCUCCUUGGGCGAGUUUGACGGCACCUCCGCCUCUGCCCCGGCCUUUAGCGCUGUCAUCGCCCUCCUGAACGAUGCCCGUCUCCGCGCCGGCAAGCCCACUCUCGGCUUCCUGAACCCCUGGCUGUACAAGACCGGCCGCCAGGGUCUGCAAGACAUCACCCUCGGUGCUAGCACUGGCUGCACCGGUCGCUCUCGCUUCGGCGGCGCCCCUGAUGGCGGUCCUGUCGUGCCCUUUGCUAGCUGGAACGCUACGCUGGGCUGGGACCCCGUUACUGGUCUUGGAACUCCCGACUUCGCCGAGCUCAAGAAGCUUGCCCUUGGCAACUAA
Molecule: messenger RNA, 1725 nt
Organism: Aspergillus bombycis
Lineage: Eukaryota; Fungi; Ascomycota; Eurotiomycetes; Eurotiales; Aspergillaceae
Product: S53 family peptidase
Exons: 4
Coding region: 1-1725 (574 amino acids)
Biological process (GO): proteolysis
Molecular function (GO): tripeptidyl-peptidase activity; serine-type endopeptidase activity
Source: RefSeq, a predicted model, not a curated record